This is a messenger RNA of Callithrix jacchus (white-tufted-ear marmoset), 5282 nucleotides long. It is a transcript of the gene NKPD1, whose product is annotated as NTPase KAP family P-loop domain containing 1. The record is from RefSeq and is a predicted model, not a curated record. NCBI's taxonomy places the organism in Eukaryota, Metazoa, Chordata, Mammalia, Primates, Cebidae.
UCAACAGACAUCUCUGUCUUAAUGAGAAUCACAUUGUAUUGCAGCCGGGAGCGGGUACAAGAAACAAGGAAGUUUAAAAGUGUGGCUGGGAGCCCAGUCACAGUGGCUCACGCCUGUAAUCCCAGCCCUUUGGGAGGCUGAAGCAGGUGGAUCACUGGAGGAGGGCAGAGUUUCGAGACCAGCCUGGCCAACAUGGUACAACCCUGUCUCUACUAAAGAACAAAAAUUAGCUGGGCAUGGUGGCAGGUGCCUCUAGUCCCAGCUACUCAGGCGGCUGAGGCAGGAGAAUCACUUGAGCCCGGGAGGUGGAGGUUGCAGUGAACCAAGAUCACACUACUGCACUCCAGCCAUGUUGACCAGGAUGGUCUCGAUCUCUUGACCUCGUGAUCCACCCGCCUUGGCCUCCCAAAGUGCUGGGAUUACAGGCUUGAGCCACCGCGGCCGGCCUUAAUGCAACGUUUGAGCAGAGGCCCUGGGGAGACCUGUUUCCGCCCAGCAAGGAGCCGGCACCUGGGCUUUUUCCCUAAAGGAGGCAGGAGCUGAGGAGGGACGUGAGCUGAUCUUCAGGAGAACCGGCUGUGGGAGAAGGAGAUUAUGAGAGUCCAGGCGAGAGGUGCUGGCAGCCUGGCUGGGCGGGGGCAGCAGAGAUGGAGACACAGCUGGUUUCUAGGUCUGGCUUGAAAGUGGAGCAAGAGGGACUCAACAGGACUCUAGGUCGGGCAGAGCCUUGUCACCCGAGCCUCAGGGCUGUGAUGUCCAUUUCACACACAGGGAAAUAGAGGCUGGAUGAGGUGGGGCCGCCCAGUGAUGCGGCCGAGCUGGAAUCAGGCCCGCCUGGCACACACCUCAGGAGACCUACUGGAGUCUUCCUCUUGGCCUCCUGGCUCUACUGCCAGGCGUGGCCCAUUUCCCAUGGCCCCCCAGGCCUCUCUGAAAGUGGCCAUGUUGCCCUCACUGUGGACCUCAAGGCUGGCCCCAUGUACCUCCCAAAACUGAACCCUAUCUUUUUUAGUCCCCAUUUCCAGGUCUGAGAAGCAAUACUCAGUGGGGACAGGGUGCCCUCUGCAGAGUGGGUGCUGUAGUGCCAGUGCCUGGUCCCCAGGCCCUAAAUGGCCACUGGAGAUGAUGGCACUGACCGAGGGCUUGGUGCUGGCCAGACCCUUUGGUAUCCCCACUACCCGGCGUCUCUGCCGCACCACUCUUCAGAGGGAACUGAGCCUCUUGGAGGUGGCUCUCCCUGGGGUCUGCAGAGAAAGGCAAUAAGGCCAGGACUGCAGCUUCAGUCCGUUCAUCUCCCAAGCCUGGGGUCAGGUGGGAUUAGUGACUUGCCGGCAUGGGGUCAGGUACCGGAUGGACAGAAGCUGAGAGAAGCCGGUGGUCCAGGGCCUCUCCAUGCUGGGGCUGGGCCAGCAGAGCAGGCAGGAAGGGCCUGGAGUCCUGCUGAUGGUGGAAAGUGCUGUCUCAGCAUCCCAGGGCCUGGAUCCCAAAUAAGGGCCUUUGGGAUUUUCUGGCGGGGAGGGGUAUCAUAGGCCAGUGACCAAGCAAGCCUGGUCACCUGGGGCCGGGAAAGCUGACUUCCUGCAACCUCAGCCUGGUGGGACCCAAAGGGGCAUGUCUGGCUCUGAAGGUGGAGGCAGCUGGUGGCCACAGAAACCUCCACUGCAGGGUUUGACCUGAGUCCCCUUAGCAUGGGGUGCCAGGGAGGGGCCAAUGGUGGUGGCUGUGGAGGGGAGAUGGGAGGAGGGUGGUGCCUGGCCAGCCGCCCUGACUCAGUGUCCCCACCCUCACCCACCAGACAUUCUAACAGAGGAUGACGUCUACUGCAGCUGCCUGGCCAAGACACUCUGCCACGUGCCUGUCCCUGUGACCGUGGGUUUCUAUGCCCCCUUUGGCUGCCGCCUGCACAUGAUGCUGGACAAGAUCACGGCGCUGAUGCAGCAGGAGGCGGCGCAACGCGAGAGCGAGGAGCUGCAGCACGUGCAGUGGCGACCGCGCGCCGUGAGCGGCUGGGGCGUCCCGCAGCUGCUGUGGUACCUGGUGUUCCUGCAGCCCAUCAUCACCGAGGUGCACCUGCGGCGCAGGAACGUGCAGUUCCUCUUCAUCCGCUUUAGCGCCUGGCAGUACGCGGGCACCGACAAGCUCUGGGCCGGCCUGGUGACCACGCUGUGCGAGGGCAUCCGCCACCACUACGGCGCGCUGCCCUUCAGCGUGUACUCGGUGCUAGGCAACAAGCCGGCCACCAGGCAGGGCUGCUGCCACAACGAGUGGCACUGCCGGCGCCGCGUGUGCCUGGGGCUUCUGGCGCUGCUGGCGGCGCUGGGCCUGGGCGUGGGGCUGCUCUACCUGUCCCUGGGCGGCCACACGCCGGGCCACGGCGGUCCGAGCGGCAGCCUGCUCAAGGUGUUCGGCGGCGCGGCCACCACGCUGUCGGGCUCGGGGCUGCUCAUGGCCGUGUACUCGGUGGGCAAGCAUCUGUUCGUGAGCCAACGCAAGAAGAUCGAGCGGCUGGUGUCGCGCGAGAAGUUCGGCAGCCAGCUGGGCUUCAUGUGCGAGGUGAAGAAGGAGGUGGAGUUGCUCACCGACUUCCUGUGCUUCCUGGAGAUCUACCAGCGGCGCCGGUUGCGCGUGGUGCUGGAGGUCACCGGGCUGGACACGUGCUACCCUGAGCGCGUGGUGGGCGUGCUCAACGCCAUCAACACGCUGCUAUCCGACAGCCACGCGCCCUUCAUCUUCAUCCUGGUCGUGGACCCCAGCAUCCUGGCCGCGUGCCUGGAGAGCGCGGGCAACAUGAAGGGCACGGCCGACAACGGCUACCUCUUCCUCAACCGCACUGUCACGCUGCCCUUCUCCGUGCCCAUCAUGGGCCGCCGCACCAAGCUGCAGUUCCUGCACGACGCGGUGCAGAGCCGCGACGACCUGCUGUAUCGCGAGAUCACACGCAAGCCGGGGGCCGCCGGGGGCAGCGGGGGCGAGAGUGCGCAGCUGCUGGCGGUGCAGACGCAGGUGGGGCCCGAGCGCGGGCAGGGCCGCAUCGACGCGGAGGCGGCGCGGCGCAUCCAGGAGGCGCUCUUCUGCCUGCACGACGAGCGCGACUGCCUCUACGAGUACGUGCCCGACAACGUGGUGUCCAUGCGGCGCAUCGUCAACACCGUGCCCAUCACCGUACGUCUGCUGCAGCAGCAGCAGCAGCAGGGUGACUUCGGGGGCCCAACGCCGCGCCAGGCGGUGGCGUGGGUGGUGCUCGCCAACCAGUGGCCGUGCCGCCUGAGUUGGGCGCUGCAGUGCCUGGAGGACCGGCAGCAGACCGGGGGCGCGCCCGAGGGUCGCGCGCGCCUCUGGGACGUGUUCCGCGACAACAGCCGCGAGCUGCACACCAUGACCAAGGCGUUGCAGAAUGUUCUCGACCUGGACGGCGACCCCGAGCUCUUCGAGCGCUUCCUGGGCGCCGACUUCCCCUUCACUGUGGCCGAGGCGCAGACCCUGCUGCGCUGCACCGUCAACCUGGACCACUCCAUCCGCCGGCGCAUGGGCCUCAUCCGAGCCGUCAGCGCACUCAAGCCGCCCAGCCCGCCCAAAUCCCCUGCCCGCGAUGCCCCCCACGCCGCCCACCGGACCAACAGCGCCUCUAGGGCGUCCCCAUCGGGCCGUGCCGCAGGGCAAGCCGGCGAAGGCCACAACGCGGGGGACUUGGCCCAUGCGGGACAAGCCAUGGCCAGUGGCCUGAGCGCCCUUCUGUCCAGGGGAAUCCAGGCCAGGUGGGCCCUAAAUGGAGGACUUGGCGGGCAGCAGGAGGCAAGGGCUUCUCCAUCUGCCCAGAUGGGGGAAUAGGGGGCUGAACUGGGGCCACAGCCCAGGGUCCCAAUGAGGUCUGUGAAUCUGAGCCAGAGCCAUGGACAUAGCCUCCAGGAGUGGGGCUGUGAGCCAGUGCCAGUGUGAGAGCGGUUGCAGAAGGACCAGUGAGGAACUCAGAGUAUACGUGCAACAAAUGGAGGCGUUGAGAGCCCUGAGUUGGUCCUUACAUCCUGAUCUGACCAGGGACCAGGCCUGCCCCAUCUUGCCACCAGGGCCUGCCCGGUCCUGCCAAGCCCACUUCCUCCUCUGAGCCACGCUGGCCUCCUCAGCUGGCAUCUCUGUGGCAGGAGGGGCUGCGGGGGCAGUGGGCGAGGCAGGCAAGGCUGCAGAGCUGGGAGAUGACAGGCGGAUGGGCCGGGUUGACUAAGGCAACAUGGAGCGCCCAGGCCUCAGGGAAUCCCAGUCCUUGUCCCCAUGCCCUAGCCUGCCCCUCUGUGAGCAGGGCAGGAACUGGCAUUUCCGAGGGUGACCUCAGUGAACUCAGCAGGCUGCUCCACCCCCAGAAAGGCUCCACCCUCAAUGUAAUGGGUUAAUUAGAUCUUAUUGGCACCUCAGUCGACUGGGGUGGGUGGCACUAACCUCCCCCAGAUAAAUAACUGUCCACAAGAUGUCUGCAUUACAAGUCACUCCGGGGCCACCCAAGGGCCACUGGUUAGUCACUGACACUGCCGCACCAGCCCCUUGAUGAGGACAGGGAAGUUAAGCAGAGAUGAGACUACAGGGCCCAAGUCAGCCAGGCAGGAGGGGUCACACCAGGGCUUCCCACCUUCCCUCUGGGUAAAGCCCUGGGCUGGGGGGCGGGUGUCACUCCUCUGGGCAGUUCCCAAUUCCUCAUUGGUCCAAUGUUCAGCCACACGCUCAAGCCCUGCGAUACCUGGCCCAGUCCCAUGCAUGUGCGGGCAGGGGCCGCAGGGAUCAAUACUGAACAUAGCCCUGGGAUGAGGCUGAGACUUCUGAGCCAGGGCCCUGAGGCUGGCGGAGGGAACAGUUCCUGAGGAACCUGAGAGCUCUGCAAAGGCACCCAUCCUCCAACCAUGGGGCUGGGGUCACAGACCUCACAGUUCCUUAGCUCCAAGGCUGGGCACGGCAUCCAAGUCUGGCCACAGCAAUGGUGUCAUCGGUGCAUGCCAGUCAGUGGGAGCCCGCCGUGAUCUUCCCUGGAGCUAAGUGAGCAGAGUUUUCUCAUUCCUGGCCUGGCUAAGCUGGUAGGAUAUGCCUGGACCUUCUGGGAGCUGUCUCCCAGCAGCCAGGGAGCGCUGCUCUCAGAGGGAGAGGCAUGGGUCCUCGUGACGUCAUUGAGUCUGUUUCUGUAGAUGUGCGGUUAGGGCCAAUAUAUCCCUUAAGCCAGUUUCAUUGGGAUUGUUUCUUACCACCUGGAAUCCAGGCUGAAAAUAAAUUUUCACUCCUGUUACCAGGAGUGUGUGCUGUGA